AACCCUCCUAAAAAUAUCAGAAUGUUAAGGCCCAAAGCCCUUCGAAGUAUGUCCUCCAGCCUCUCCCAAUCUAUCAAGCUUCUAAUCCCUCACUCAACCGCCACAGUUAUCGAAGCCGCCGACACCGCCGCUUCAGUCCGUGUUCUUCGCCGGGCAACACCUUGGCAUUAUUCCCUUCCUCUUUCGAUUUUCGGGAGGCCAGCUUAUUCAUCGCUUUCACAGUGUCCUCCGUCGCGCCGCUGUUUCUCCCUUGGGGUUGAAAUGGGGGAGGAGAGCAUAUCUUAUCUCACACAGAAGGAGGCCGCGGAGAUUGAUGAGAUCCUCAUGGGUUCUCUUGGCUUCAGCGUCGACCAAUUGAUGGAAUUGGCGGGGUUGAGCGUUGCUGCAUCGAUUGCUGAGGUCUACAAUUCAAAUGACAAUGGCCGCGUUAUCGUUCUCUGUGGUCCAGGGAAUAAUGGCGGCGAUGGUCUAGUUGCUGCUCGUCAUCUUUAUCAUUUUGGUUAUCAGCCUUUUAUUUGUUAUCCAAAACGUACAGCCAAGCCGCUAUAUUCAGGCCUAGUAACUCAGCUGGAAUCUUUAUCAAUACCAUUCUUGUUAGUUGAAGAUCUACCUCAGAAUUUAUCUGAUCGUUUUGACAUUAUUGUAGAUGCAAUGUUUGGAUUCUCAUUUCAUGGUGCUCCAAGACCACCUUUUGAUUAUCUUAUCCAAAGGAUUGCUUUGUUGAACGACAUUGAAAAAAAUACAAGGAGCUCACCUGCCGUAAUUUCUGUUGAUAUCCCGUCUGGUUGGCAUGUUGAAGAAGGAGAUAUCAAUGGUGAAGGGAUCAAACCUGACAUGCUGGUAUCAUUAACAGCUCCAAAGCUUUGUGCGAAGAAGUUUGCUGGUCCUCAUCACUUUUUAGGUGGCAGAUUUGUGCCUCCAUCUAUCAAAGAUAAGUUUGUUCUCCGGCUUCCUGCGUAUCCUGGCACUUCCAUGUGUGUGAGAAUUGGAAAGGCUCCUAAAGUUAACAUCUCAGCUCUAAGGGAAAACUAUGUUUCUCCAGAGCUACUGGAAAAUCAGGUGUUGGCGGAUCCUACUGAUCAGUUCUGCAAGUGGUUUGAUGAAGCUGUUGCAGCUGGCUUACGAGAGCCUAAUGCCAUGGCCUUAUCAACCUCCAGCAAAGAUGGCAAAAUUUCAUCACGGAUGGUUCUUCUAAAAGGAGUGAACAAACAAGGCUUUGUUUGGUAUACCAAUUAUGGAAGCCGUAAAGCUCAAGAUCUGUCUGAAAAUCCGUUUGCUGCUCUUCUUUUUCAUUGGAAUUCUUUGAACCGACAGGUGAGAGUUGAAGGAAGUGUUGAGAGGGUUUCUUUUGAAGAAUCUGAAAAAUACUUUCACAGUCGCCCUCUUGGAAGUCAACUUGGAGCUAUUGUCAGCAAGCAGAGUACACCUCUUUCUGGAAGAGAAGUGCUGCAUGAAGCAUACCGGGAACUAGAAGCUAAAUAUUCUGAUGGGAGUGUUAUUCCUAAACCAGAUUACUGGGGAGGAUAUCGCCUUAAACCAAUCCUUUUUGAAUUUUGGCAAGGACAAACUUCUCGUCUACAUGACCGGCUUCAGUACUCUCUGAGAGAGGUGGAAGGAAGGCAUUCAUGGCAUAUAGAUCUAGCUCUUAAUGUGGCUUCCAUUAAAGGUCUUAAUAAUACAACUUCUGAUCUGCAUUUUAUUUCUUCACUUUAAUCGUAGUGUAUUUUUUAGCUUAUUCUCCAUCAUGAAAUAAGAAAUUGGUCUUUUGAUUCCUUGAUCUGAUAACUAAGAGACAAUUAAUGGGUCAUGGGUGGGUCUGAUCUGUGUAGAAUAAACUAAUUGAUUUACAUCUGCUAGUGAUUAGAAAACUGAUUGGUUAACUGUGAUAAA
Molecule: messenger RNA, 1890 nt
Organism: Dendrobium catenatum
Lineage: Eukaryota; Viridiplantae; Streptophyta; Magnoliopsida; Asparagales; Orchidaceae
Product: pyridoxine/pyridoxamine 5'-phosphate oxidase 1, chloroplastic
Exons: 14
Coding region: 22-1713 (563 amino acids)
Biological process (GO): pyridoxine biosynthetic process
Cellular component (GO): mitochondrion
Molecular function (GO): pyridoxamine phosphate oxidase activity; NAD(P)HX epimerase activity; FMN binding
Source: RefSeq, a predicted model, not a curated record